AAAGAGACGGAGAGAGAGGGAAGAAAACGACAGAUAGAUAGAUAUUGGGGGGAAGGAGAAAAAAGGAGAAGAGAGGGAAGGGAAGAGAAGAUAGGACAGCGGAGAGAGAGCACCAGAGAGAGAGAGAGAGAGAGCGCUAGAGAGAGGGAGCGAGCAUGUGCGAUGAGCAAUAGCUGUGGACCUUACAGUUGCUGCUAACUGCCCUGGUGUGUGUGAGGGAGAGAGAGGGAGGGAGGGAGAGAGAGCGCGCUAGCGCGAGAGAGCGAGUGAGCAAGCGAGCAGAAAAGAGGUGGAGAGGGGGGGAAUAAGAAAGAGAGAGAAGGAAAGGAGAGAAGGCAGGAAGAAGGCAAGGGACGAGACAACCAUGCUGUGCUGUAUGAGAAGAACCAAACAGGUUGAAAAAAAUGAUGACGACCAAAAGAUUGAACAAGAUGGUAUCAAACCAGAAGAUAAAGCUCAUAAGGCCGCAACCAAAAUUCAGGCUAGCUUCCGUGGACACAUAACAAGGAAAAAGCUCAAAGGAGAGAAGAAGGAUGAUGUCCAAGCUGCUGAGGUUGAAGCUAAUAAGAAGGAUGAAGGGCCUGUUGCCGAUGGGGUGGAGAAGAAGGGAGAAGGCACCACUACUGCCGAAGCAGCCCCAGCCACUGGCUCCAAGCCUGAUGAGCCCGGCAAAGCAGGAGAAACUCCUUCUGAGGAGAAGAAGGGGGAGGGUGAUGCUGCCACAGAGCAGGCAGCCCCCCAGGCUCCUGCAUCCUCAGAGGAGAAGGCCGGCUCAGCUGAGACAGAAAGUGCCACUAAAGCUUCCACUGAUAACUCGCCGUCCUCCAAGGCCGAAGAUGCCCCAGCCAAGGAGGAGCCUAAACAAGCCGAUGUGCCUGCUGCUGUCACUGCUGCUGCUGCCACCACCCCUGCUGCAGAGGAUGCUGCUGCCAAGGCAACAGCCCAGCCUCCAACGGAGACUGGGGAGAGCAGCCAAGCUGAAGAGAACAUAGAAGCUGUAGAUGAAACCAAACCUAAGGAAAGUGCCCGGCAGGAUGAGGGUAAAGAAGAGGAACCUGAGGCUGACCGAGAACAUGCCUGAACUCUAAGAAAUGGCUUUCCACAUCCCCACCCUCCCCUCUCCUGAGCCUGUCUCUCCCUACCCUCUUCUCAGCUCCACUCUGAAGUCCCCUCCUGUCCUGCUCACGUCUGUGAGUCUGUCCUUUCCCACCCACUAGCCCUCUUUCUCUCUGUGUGGCAAACAUUAAAAAAAAAAAAAAAAAAAAA
This is a messenger RNA of Pongo pygmaeus (Bornean orangutan), 1266 nucleotides long. It is a transcript of the gene GAP43, whose product is annotated as growth associated protein 43. Bases 365 to 1081 code for a protein of 238 amino acids. The transcript has 3 exons. Gene Ontology annotation, biological process: regulation of growth; tissue regeneration; axon choice point recognition. Lineage: Eukaryota; Metazoa; Chordata; Mammalia; Primates; Hominidae. Gene Ontology annotation, cellular component: cytoplasm; plasma membrane; postsynaptic density. The record is from RefSeq and is a predicted model, not a curated record. Gene Ontology annotation, molecular function: phosphatidylserine binding; calmodulin binding; lysophosphatidic acid binding.